AUGAAGCAGGGUCGCGAUACACAUCAGAUAAAGUCCAAGGCAAAAACAUCUCCAUUUAUAGAAAAGAUAAUGCAAGCUCGACUACCGGAACGGUUCCGUCUUCCACAGAUUACGCCCUUCACCGGCAAAAGCUAUCUAACCGAGCACAUCGAAUCAUUUCGAACAUAUAUGGAACUACACGAUGCCUCGGACACUGUGAUGUGCCGAGCAUUCUCCCUCACUUUAGCCAACGUAGCUCGACUUUGGUUCAAGCAGUUGAAACCAAAGUCCAUUAGCUCGUUCACGGAGCUUAGUGAUGCCUUCCUCACCAAUUUCAUUGGUGGGAAGAAAAAGCUGAAACCACCUGUGUACUUGAACAACAUAGUGCAAAAAGAGGGAGAGUUGCUGAAAGACUAUAUCAAGCGCUUCAAUUUCGAAUCGCUCCAAGUUCGGAAACAUUCGGAAGAAACAACGCUCAACUCGAUCAUGCAAGGCAUCAGAGAUAAACCAUUUUUGGCAUCCCUGGAUAAGAACCCACCUACUACUCUGGCCGAUUUUAUAGCCCGGUCAGACAAGUAUGUGGAUGUCGAGGAAACUCGGAUUAUGCACGAAGCCGCCCAAAACGCAAAAGUUCCGGCCAAAGAGUCAGCAAAGAAGGGAGUUGACUCGGCCAGUGGAAAGAAACGUGAAGACGAUCGAACACGUGAUGAUCGUAAGUCGGAUAAACGGUCAGACCGCAAGUUUUCGGCGUAUACCCCGCUCAAUAAACCGUAA
Molecule: messenger RNA, 753 nt
Organism: Magnolia sinica
Lineage: Eukaryota; Viridiplantae; Streptophyta; Magnoliopsida; Magnoliales; Magnoliaceae
Exons: 1
Coding region: 1-753 (250 amino acids)
Source: RefSeq, a predicted model, not a curated record